This is a messenger RNA of Macrobrachium nipponense, 2343 nucleotides long. RefSeq lists its product as uncharacterized. The coding region runs from base 10 to 1455 and encodes 481 amino acids. The record is from RefSeq and is a predicted model, not a curated record. The transcript has a single exon. Lineage: Eukaryota; Metazoa; Arthropoda; Malacostraca; Decapoda; Palaemonidae.
UCCCCAUCCAUGCAGGGGGAGCUUCUGCACGCCUACCUCAUGCCCUCCAGCGGCCAAGAUUUCAGCCAAAGUUUCCUCAUCGCUUUAGCUGCCAAUCUAAGACGAGUCACUGUCUACCCAGAGAAAUGUCACACGUCGCCAUUACGCCAGACAGCGGCCUUUAAUGAAUGCUACAGUUACUGUCAAGAAUUUCAGCUGCAAACGCUGGACUUGACUGGUAUAGACUUGAAGUUUGAUACCUCAGUUCUAGAGGGACUCUUGCCAAAAUGUCCCUCCCUGAGUGUUUUGAAAUUAGGAAGCAAUAGUAACAAAGCAGUUUUAGCUUUAGCCAAACAAUACUGCCCUCUAACUGUUCUUCACAUAACCGAGCGACAGCCUUGGAAUAAACAGCUCUCUUUAGAAAUGCUUAUGGAUCUAUUUUUCAAUGUGACAGAAACUGACCCUGAAAGACUAUUAGCAGAAUUUAGAAAAGGAACAAACCCCAAUAUUCAGGCAUCAUGGCCAAAUCUCAGUGAUUUGUCAACUGGAUAUUGUGCUGUUACUAGAGAGUUCUUUGUUCUUGCGUGGAUUGUUUUUAAGAAACUCAAAUAUGUUCAUAGCAGCUUGACCAACGUUAAUGCUUGUAUGGAAAAGUAUUUGCAGUUGAGAGAUAAGGUUCCAGAUCUUGGGCCCCUUGCCAUAGGAGAGUAUUUUACAUCUGCUGAAAAUGUACCAAAUGUAGUUGAAGAUUUGAUUCGGGUUACUUGUGAUAUUGAAAAUUUUAGCAUUCAUAUGUUAUCGUCUGGUCGAGAUGAAGAUCUUUAUAGGAACUUUGAAAGACUCUCCGAGGCUUCGUUAUGUCCCAAAGCAGUCAGGUUAGUGAAUAUGCGAUCCAUAUGCCAAGAUGAACCCAAAAGGGGAACCUUUUCCCUUUUUGGAAAACGAGCCAAGAAACUUCAACUCGAUGGAGCUUUGUUGGGCGCGGUGGAUAUAAAAGACCUUAGCGAACUUCUUUUGGAUUUUCCUGCUGUUGAAGAGCUGACUCUUGAAUUCAGACAUGGACUGAGCUGCAGCAGUGAAGAACUCCCUGAGCACAUCGUCUUCCCUCAAGUGACAUCAUUGGUCAUAAGACCAUCUGAGGUAAAUGCUUAUAACCAGCUUUUCCAAAUACUUCCUCACAUACAAGAACUCGUAUUCCUUAGUCCUAGUGUAAAAAUUAGGAAGCCAGCCAUCAAUUUCAAACUCCUAUCAGAACUACGUGUUCUCAAAAUUGCUGACUGGGAUUUAGUGCACUUUUCAGAUCUCCUUGAUGUGCCCAGGGAUGUUCUGUGCAGAAAGCGAUUUAAACUUCAUGGGCCAAGUGAUACAUUAUCCUGUAAAGAUAUCAAAACCCUUCUGAAUUCAGGAUGGAAUUAUUUUCCAAAAUCUAGAUCUACCUUAGAGGUAGAAACCCAGGCUAAAGCUUCCUUUCGUUGAGCGACUUACAGACAUUGAAAUACUGUACCUAGCUAAGAGUGUACAAUGUACAAGAUAUGUUGUUGGAGUCACAUUUUGUUUAAUAAUUUUUUAUCAAUAGUCUUCCUUAAAACAGAAGAUGACCGUCAGUACAAUGUUUGUUAAUCUAUUACAACUCCAAACUCUGUAUAUACUUGAAUGGUAGUUAUACAUAUUAUUGUUUUAAUUAAUCAUUCCUAGCCUUUGGCAUGAAAUAAAUUCCACUUGAAAUAACUUCAUUGUGCUUUAAAUCCGGCUGUUAUUCAUGCAAUGAUACCUUACUUAUAUAGUUCUCAUUUUGUCAGGCAGUCUAAGUCCAGCAUAGUUUCCACCUUGCAAGAUUCGCUGCGAACUUGUAAUUCCUUCACUGCAUGUGCUAGAUGAUCGCCUUAACAGGAAUUCAGACAGUUUUUGAUCAUUACUCUUGGUAUCUCUGGUGCUUAGACAGAAUAAUAUAAAGCUGUCUCGUCCAAACUACCCACGGAUGGUUUUUUCUCCUCCAUUCAAAUCGGUUCUCAAGUUUCUGUUCUCUCGUAGCUCUUUUCCUCCUAUGUAUCAGCAAUCUUCGCCUACCGACCCAUUUUGAGGGAAUUAUCUAUGAUCCAUCCAUCUAUAUAGUGUCUUUUUCCUUUUCUUCCUAGUCAUUUUCUAUCAUUCAGAUGACCCAGUAACACUCCUUCCCAUCUUGAUUCGGUGGAAGUCAGCAAUUUUCACAUGACAGAUCGGCACAGUUUUUGCCUUCACUGUGAAUCUCUGGAAUUGUUCCUCAGGCUCUGUUCUUUAGUUUACCAAUUUUCGAAAAGCAGGUCUCCACUUUUCUUGAUGAUGAUAAGUCCCUUUUUUUUCUUUUUCCUGUCCGAUAGACCUGGG